UAUCCAUAUGUGCGGUGCAUUUUGUAGACAACAAACUACCACCGCACAACAAACGUGAAAUAUACGGGUUUUUUUUUAAGACUCUCAAACAGAAAUUCGCCGUCGGUUUAACAUACACACACAAUGGCAGAGAGGAGUACAUGUUUUCUGCUAUUCUUAGCGAUGGUUUGGUCGGUUCAAGGAAGUCUGAAACCAGGCAACAUAACAUGUUACGAAUGCAACAGAUUUCGCGGUAGUGUUUUAGAUACGUGCGCCGAAGACGGUCAGCUCAAAAGAAUAAUGAAGAACUGCUACGCAUGUUUGAAAGUGCAUACUCGAAUGGAGAUGCACGAUUACUGGAAUCGACCGAAAGUGGUCAUCUACAACUCAUUUUCCUGCGCUGUAAGGCCCACCUACGUGAAACCGGAAGGUUGUUAUCUAUCGACAGGAUCCAGAAGUCUUACCAAAGUGUGCUAUUGCUACGAUUACUUAUGCAACUCCGCCAACCUUCUUCGUAGCAACUGGGUGCCAUUGUUGCUUCUCUUUCAGCUCCUCGUUAUUCUGGCAAUAAAUCAGAUGUGGACACUCGACUAGUCGACUAAAAAUGAACAUACGCAUACAUACACACACACACACACACACACACAUGCACAUACAUGUGUGUGUGUGUGUGUGUAUAUACAUAUAUAUGUAUGUAUACACAUAUAUACAUAUGUAUGUAUGUAUAUACAUAGAUAUAUACAUACACAUGUACAUAUAAGUUUCAUACACAUGCAUACAUAUACAUAUAAGCCUCAUUAACUUAUUUCAUACCCACAUAUUCACACACACACACACACACACACACGUCUACACACACACACACACGUCUACACAGAAAUUGGUUGAUUCGAUGUUUCAUAUAUUUACUUACAUAUUCAUAUGCAUAUACACACACAUACACAUAU
Molecule: messenger RNA, 926 nt
Organism: Octopus bimaculoides (California two-spot octopus)
Lineage: Eukaryota; Metazoa; Mollusca; Cephalopoda; Octopoda; Octopodidae
Source: RefSeq, a predicted model, not a curated record